Molecule: messenger RNA, 1639 nt
Organism: Paramisgurnus dabryanus
Lineage: Eukaryota; Metazoa; Chordata; Actinopteri; Cypriniformes; Cobitidae
Gene: mettl9
Product: methyltransferase 9, His-X-His N1-histidine
Molecular function (GO): protein-L-histidine N-pros-methyltransferase activity
Source: RefSeq, a predicted model, not a curated record
UCACGAACUCUUUACAUGUAACACAGGAAGUACACGUCUGCUGCUGUUGGAAGCCCAUUGAUUUGUUGUCAAAUUAUUUGUCCUGCGGAUUACACCUAACAAUGAUGUCGCCGGUUAAAUCUCACCCCACCUUCAGAUGAGGACGCUGAUAUUUGUGGGGUGGGUGCUGUUUUACGUGUCAUUUCUUUUGUCAAUACGAAAAAUGUGGACUGGGAAGUAUGUUCGUAGUCCACUUGCUCGUACUCUCUUCACGAACAUGCUGACUGAAAGUGACACAUCUGGAAAUGAAGCCCAAAAAUGGUACCAAUGCUCUCCAGACAUGCUUGAAGAAAAGGUCAGAUCACUGUUUGUGCAGAGCCAUUUGGAUACUGAGACCCAGGCAUUUCUCAACAGGAGUGUAGAGAAAUCCAGUUGGCUUUUUACCCAGCUGUAUCACUCACUGUUCUCCACCAUCUUUAGCCCUGUCAUUUCUCGAACAUCAAUUAAUGGCUUUCUGGGCCGGGGUUCCAUGUUUGUCAUUUCUAAAGAACAGUUUCAACGUCUGCUUCGGAUCAGCCCAGAAUGGAAAGGGGAAAGGAUGUUGGACCUAGGAGCCGGUGAUGGCGGUGUUACAGAAGUGAUGGGUUGUCAUUUUAAAGAAGUGUAUGCAACAGAGGUCUCUACACCGAUGAAAUGGCAGCUUCAAAGAAAACGUUACAGCGUGUUAGGAAUUGAUGAAUGGCACAGAACAGGGUUCAAGUACGAUCUCAUCAGCUGUCUAAACUUGCUGGACCGAUGUGACGAACCACUUAAACUACUAAGCGACAUAAAGAAAUCACUUGUGCCAGGAACAGGGCGGCUCAUCUUAGCGGCUGUUUUGCCCUUUCAGCCAUAUGUGGAGAUAGGUGGGAGUUGGGUGCGACCAAAAGAACAUAUCAAGGUCAUCGGGAAAAUGUGGGAAGAGCAGGUGAUGCACCUGACGACAGAAGUCUUUCAGAAGAACGGAUUUGAUGUAGAGGCGAUCACACGCGUCCCAUACUUGUGUGAAGGAGACAUGUACAGAGAUUACUAUGUGCUGGAUGAUGCCGUGUUUGUGUUGAAGCCUCAGGAUUAAAGUUGUGUGGCCAUGCACAAUCAUUGACUUUGAAAUGGAAUUACUGAAUUAUAGAGAAAUGUUAACAUUUUUAUGAGAUGAUAUAGCUCAAGUUAAAUAGCGUUGCUUUUCUUUAACAUCUCAGGAAAACUAAACCUUGAAAUAAAAAAGUUUUAUCUUAUGUACUGUACUGUAAUUAUACUACACUGUAGCACAGUUUAGAGAGAUAUUUCCAAGAAAGAAUAAGCAAGAAAUUUAACUUAUUAGUUUUGUGAAUAGGGAGGUAUUAAAAACUCUUUUUGAACUUUUUGAGUUCAUAUCGCCCUGAAUUUCUUAUGAAUCAUUGGACCAAUGUAAGAUUUAUCUGUACUGUAUUAACAAUAUUCAAUAAUAUUAAUAAUGUCUGUUGUUCUGUGUACAACACAGUGUUUAAACGUACUGUAACUGUUGCUAAUAUUUACACUAUAUGGGUAUCUGUCAUGCUCUGUUAGUGUACAUAUAUCAGAUUAUAUUGUUGAAGCUAAUUCUCCUAAAAUUGAUUAAAUUAGUACUUUUUACACAAAACUA